This is a messenger RNA of Vombatus ursinus (common wombat), 4553 nucleotides long. It is a transcript of the gene PDE1B, whose product is annotated as phosphodiesterase 1B. The coding region runs from base 125 to 1642 and encodes 505 amino acids. The record is from RefSeq and is a predicted model, not a curated record. Gene Ontology annotation, molecular function: 3',5'-cyclic-nucleotide phosphodiesterase activity. Lineage: Eukaryota; Metazoa; Chordata; Mammalia; Diprotodontia; Vombatidae. Gene Ontology annotation, biological process: signal transduction. The transcript has 15 exons.
GCAAAGCCUUGCUGAGGAGGGGACUCAGAGAGGAAGCCAGGGGGCUGAACAGGAGCAACUUCCCUUAGGGGCCCGAUGGCCUCAGGAGCAGUGUUUUGACCUCCAGAGAAGGGAUUUGACUCCCAUGGCCACCCCUAUACCGGUGCAGAGGAGUCAUCUUCAGGGCCCCAUUCUCAGGUUGCGCUACAUGGUCAAGCAACUGGAGAAUGGGGAAGUGAACAUUGAGGAGCUGAAGAAAAACUUGGAGUACACGGCUUCGCUGCUGGAAGCUGUCUACAUUGAUGAGACACGACAAAUCCUGGACACUGAAGAUGAGUUACAGGAGCUCCGCUCAGAUGCAGUGCCCUCAGAGGUUAGGGACUGGCUGGCGUCCACCUUCACCCAACAGACUCGAGCCAAGGGCAGACGAGCGGAGGAGAAGCCAAAAUUCCGAAGCAUUGUCCAUGCUGUUCAGGCUGGGAUAUUUGUGGAGCGGAUGUUUCGGAGAACCUACACCUCCGUGGGCCCCACCUACUCCAAUGCUGUUAUCAACUGUCUUAAGACCCUGGACCAUUGGUGCUUCGAUGUCUUUGCCCUGAACCGGGUGGCCGAUGACCAUGCCCUGAGGACUAUUGUCUUUGAGCUGCUCACUCGACACAACCUCAUCAGCCGCUUCAAGCUUCCCACUGUGUUCUUAAUGACGUUCCUGGAUGCCCUGGAGGUGGGUUAUGGGAAGUACAAGAAUCCUUACCACAACCAGAUUCACGCAGCUGAUGUCACUCAAACAGUCCACUGCUUCCUCCUCCGCACUGGGAUGGUGCACUGCCUGUCGGAGAUUGAGGUCCUGGCCAUCAUUUUUGCUGCUGCCAUCCAUGACUAUGAGCACACAGGCACCACUAAUAGCUUCCACAUCCAGACCAAGUCAGAAUGUGCCAUCCUGUACAAUGAUCGCUCAGUGCUGGAGAAUCACCACAUUAGCUCUGUCUUCCGAAUGAUGCAGGAUGAUGAGAUGAACAUCUUUAUCAAUCUCACCAAGGAUGAGUUUGUAGAGCUUCGAUCCCUGGUCAUUGAGAUGGUGCUGGCCACAGACAUGUCCUGUCACUUUCAACAGGUCAAGUCCAUGAAGACUUCCCUGCAGCAACUGGAGAGGAUCGACAAAUCCAAGGCCCUGUCUCUCUUGCUCCAUGCUGCUGACAUUAGCCACCCUACCAAGCAGUGGUCAGUCCACAGCCGGUGGACCAAGGCCCUCAUGGAAGAAUUCUUCCGGCAGGGGGACAAAGAGGCAGAGCUGGGCCUGCCCUUCUCCCCACUCUGCGACCGAACUUCCACCCUCGUGGCUCAGUCUCAAAUUGGAUUCAUUGACUUCAUUGUGGAACCCACUUUCUCUGUUCUGACUGAUGUGGCUGAGAAGAGUGUCCAGCCAUUGGUAGAUGAGGGCUCUAAGGCAAAGACAAAGCCCAGGGAACCUGGUGACCUCAACCCUGACCUGGUCAGCUUUCGUACCACCUGGACCAAAUACAUUCAGGAGAACAAGCAGAAAUGGAAAGAACGCGCUGCUAGUGGCAUCACCAAUCAGACUUCCAUCGAUGAGCUGUCCCCAUGUGAAGAGGAAGCUCCUUCGUCCCCUGCCGAGGAGCUCAAUCAGAAUGGGAACCUGGAUUAGCUGCCUGGGCCCAGGCUCAGGUUUUACAGUAGCCCAAAGUCGUUGACGCCAUCAGCACCACUCACUGGGACUGGCUCCCUCGAAUGACAGAUCGAUCUGAGGCAGGGGAACCCGAGGGUGAAGAGAGCAGAUGGAUGACUCCAAAGGCCAAAUGUCAGAGAUUGUGGGGUUGAGGGAAGGGGACAUUUGGGCCUGGGCUUGAGCCUGCCACUCCCUACUAGGAAAUCCCUUGCCAUCCCCCAUGAUGGGAUACACUUUCCUCUCAGGCAGUAGAACCCAGGGAGCUUUGUCCAACCCUGCUUCCUCUGGACUUCUCCCCUUCCCCCCAAAUAACCAGGUGUCUUGUUGUGGGGGAGAAGCUUCCUGGACUGUCUCCCACCCCAACCGUUGGGGUGGGAAAAUCAGUGAUGCCAGCCCCCUCCAGUGCAAUACUCUUCUUGCCUCCAAGUUUCUGAGCAAUACAUUUUGGGGGUUCCCUUGGGACCCCCAUCCCAGAUCUUCGCUGGCAGGUCUGGGCCCCAGUUUCCUUCCCCCCUACCCCGGGAGGGGCCAGAGCAGGACAUGUGGGUGGGUCACUUAAAGCUGGUAGGGAGAUGACGUUCCUACUUUCCCUCAUUCACCAGGCUCCUGAAGAGGAUGGCUUUCUACCUUUGCCCCAAGUUGUUCUGUUCCUGGUCUUUCUCUUCUCCCCGACCCCCACGCCUUUUACUCCUGACCUCACACCCCUAGGUAUCUCUUCUCCUUCUGCCCAUUUUGAAUGUGAUCCCGGAGCCAGGGGAGAGAGAGCUUCCUGUGUAUCUGGGUACACCGCCAGGGGCUUUAGCAGCAUGAGAAAAGCUGGGGACCCAAUUCCCGUAUUACUUCCUCUCCAUCAAGUCCAAUGUGCCCCUCUCCCCAACAUCAGACACCCUGGUUGGGGUGGGGGGCAGCUUCCAUCCGACCAAUGUCUGUAAAGUGCUUUGAGAUCCUGACAGAAGCACCUCGUGAGGACACCUUUAACCAGCACAAGCUCUCAUGUUCCCCAUACCCACGGCUCCUGCCAAGUGUGGCCACCCCGGAUGAGGGUGCCUCAGAGCUUGGCUGAGUUGGCAUUUGUGUAAUGGAAAGAGGGACGUACAAUCCAAAACUCCACUAUUGAUGACAAAUCUAUGCUAUAACCAGUCCCUGGGCCCACUUACCUCUUCCAAAUGGUUACCCCUCUCGGGAUAGUAACCCAGGGUAGCCAUAGGCAGGGGGCUGGGUGGGGUUUGGGGAAAGUGUCCCCCUACUUCUCCCCUCCUCUCACCCCCAAGGGAAAAACCAAAUUUGAGGUGACCCUGCCCUCCGUGUAAAUACUGCUCAGCACAUCUGUACAGUGGGCUGUGUUUCAUGUGUCUUGUAUCCACCAUGGUUUCUUGAACAUGCUGGCCUCCCCUCCUGCCCCAGCACCCUCUCCUACCUGGGGACUGGGGACAGAGGCGCAUGUGACUUUCCCCACCCCCUCCUUGCAGACCACUGCUACAUCCAGAGACCAAUAAAGGAAGGAGACAGGGUCUGAUGUUGUCUUCAUCUUUCAAUUUGAGGGCUGGGUGCAGGUGUGGGAGAUGGGGUAGGUGAGGAUACAGAAGAGCAGGGAUUGGGGUGAGGGCUGAGGUGGGGUGGGUUGGGUCUUUGUCCUGACCCCUGAAGAGAUGGCCUAGAUUAUAGGGGAGGAAGGAGAAGGGUCCUGAGGAGUCCCUGUUUAGGCCGUGGACCUGUCUUUGGCAAGUCUGGGUCAGACGAAGGAAGUAGCUGGACGUACUUAUUACCUCCACCCCCUACCGACUUCAAGUCCGAUAGUUACCUAUCACCCUCCUGGCCAGGAGUCUGAUGGCACAGGCUGUCUCUAUGGCAUGUUGUAAUGGAAAGAACAAUGGAGUUAGAAGUAUUGUGCCCAAGUUGGCCCCCUCACUGCCCCUGAGGGAUUAUGGACAUUACUCCACCGAGCUUGUCAUUUCUGGUGCUUGCAUGGCCUACUUCACAGGACUGUUGUGAAGAAGGCUCUUUGUAAGCUGGAAAACACAGGCUAAAUCAUUUGAUCUCUCUUCCCACCCAACUGGAGGCAUCUAGGGAAGAGAGCAUAGGCCUAGCUUGGUCUCCCUUUUGUGCUGGGUGACUUUGAGGACACUGCCUUCAUCUCUUUGGUCCUGUCCCUUUCAUGUCUUGGAGAGUGGGAGGGGCUGUUAGUGGGGGUGAGUUUUUAAGUUCAGAGCCUGGAGAGCCUGUCCCUGGGAUCAUCUCCUUCCUUUGUUAAUGAACUUGGCUUCCACACUGGUCAUCUCUGUUAUCAAUGGGGCUGGAGAAGAUUGGUGGGGAAUAAUGGCCCCUGUCUCCAUAUCAUGGCUGACUUUGGAGCAUGGGCUGAGCCACACACACCCACCUUCAGAGUUCUGACCUGGCCCCCAUAGAAUUAUAGAAUCUUGGAGUCAGAAAGGGUCUUAGUGGUUACCUAGUUCAUCUUCUAUCUGAAUCAUGAUCACCAGGACAGCUGGCAAGGAGAAGAGAUGCUGAAAAACCCACAAAGUGGGUAACAGUGGCUAAUUGAUCUGGAAACUUGGCCUCCUUCCUGCUCCCUGCCUGGGAUACUCAGCACACCUUCUGGAUUUAGACAGAAGAGGUGGCCUGCGUGGAGGGCUGUCAUGCUGACUUUUGACCACCAGAGGGAGCCCCCAGCUUGGUUAUAGCAAGGCAGUGCUUUCUCCUUCCUUGACAUUGCGAAGACGUUGCUGGGGGAUUCCCAAGGUCAUUCUGGCCUCCCCCUGCCUUGAGGCAUAGGGCCCAGCCUGUUAUCCAAAAUGGCCAGGAAGACAAGUUCCGGCAGCAGUUCCCCCUAGCAAAUGGAUAGCUCUUGUGUAUGUGAUCCUUAUCCCUCUGGUUGUGAAAUAAAAGCUGA